This is a messenger RNA of Motacilla alba alba, 4113 nucleotides long. It is a transcript of the gene PLPPR5, whose product is annotated as phospholipid phosphatase related 5. The record is from RefSeq and is a predicted model, not a curated record. NCBI's taxonomy places the organism in Eukaryota, Metazoa, Chordata, Aves, Passeriformes, Motacillidae. Bases 865 to 1911 code for a protein of 348 amino acids. The transcript is spliced from 7 exons. Gene Ontology annotation, biological process: phospholipid metabolic process; signal transduction; phospholipid dephosphorylation. Gene Ontology annotation, molecular function: phosphatidate phosphatase activity.
UGUAUCUCCAAAACUUCUGCCAUAAAAGUGUCAGGCAAACCACAGAGCAAACAUGAAGAAUGAUUUUCAGGUAAAAUCACAGAAUCACACAAGAGUACAUGGAGGUGUGGAGGUGUUUAAGGAAAGACUGGAUGUGGGAGUUAGUGCCAUGGUCUAGUUGACGUGGCGGUGUUAGACCACAGGUUGGAUUCAAUGAUCCCAGAGGACCUUUCCAACCUAACUGAUGCAGCGCUUCUGUGAUUCCAUGCUGAGAUCUUUCCCACCCCGGCCAACAGUGGCGAUCAGUGUGCCUGCCCGGGCCCGUCCGAGCUGCGGCUGUUGGCAGUGCCGGGGCCGCUCCCCGCCGGCUCCGAGAGGGGACGGGACGGGACGGGAGUGCGUGCACCUGCGGGAGCUGCCCGCCCUGUGCACGCCCGUCGUACAGGUGUGCGUGGGCGCAGCGAGGGACGCGCGGUGGCCCCCGCUCCGCAGGAGGCGGGGGAGAAAGAGCGGAGGGUUCCCUUACUCAUCACGGCCGCGGGGCUGUGCCGUGGGAGCCGUCCAGGACUCGAGCAAUUCCCUUCACCGCCCGGUCCGGCGCGGCCGCCGCUCCCGGGGCGGGGCGGGGCGGGGCGGGGCCGGGCCGCCCCUGCCGCCGCCGCGCUCCGCCCGCCCGCCGCACGAGCCGGUGCCCGCGCCGGAGCCGCUGCCGGAGCGGCGGGCCGGGCCCCCGCUGCCCUGCUCUGCCCUGGCCGCGCUCCCCGCCGGGCCGACCGCGCUCCCGGGCGCCGCUGAGCCGCCCCCGCCCGCGGUGGAUGCCGCCGGGGAGCGGGCGGAGCGCGCCGCCGGGGAGAGGGGCUGCCGCGGCCGCCGGAGCCCACGUACAUGCGAGUGCCCUCUCCGCUCACCAGCAUGCUUUACUUCCAGAUGGUGAUCAUGGCAGGGACCGUGAUGCUGGCUUAUUACUUCGAGUACACGGACACCUUCACCGUCAACGUGCAAGGCUUCUUCUGCUACGAGGGCGCGUACCGCAAGCCCUACCCGGGCCCGGAGGAUCGCAGCGCCGUGCCGCCGGUGCUCCUCUACUCGCUGACCGCAGGCGUGCCCGUGCUGGUGAUUAUCGUUGGAGAAACUGCAGUCUUUUGUCUACAGUUAGCUACAAAGGAUUUUGAAAACCAAGAGAAAACAAUAUUAACUGGAGACUGUUGUUAUAUAAAUCCACUGGUGCGCAGGACCAUCCGAUUCCUUGGAAUUUAUGCAUUUGGACUGUUUGCUACGGACAUCUUUGUAAAUGCUGGACAAGUAGUAACAGGGAAUCUUGCACCCCAUUUUCUUGCACUUUGUAAACCCAACUAUACAGCACUUGGAUGUAAACAGUACACCCAAUUCAUCAGUAGCGUACAUGCCUGUACUGGAAAUCCAGACCUUAUCAUGAAAGCCAGAAAGACUUUCCCGUCCAAAGAAGCAGCGCUAAGCAUAUAUGCAGCUAUGUAUCUGGCUAUGUAUAUCACCAACACAGUGAAAGCCAGAGGAACAAGGCUUGCAAAACCUGUUCUGUGUUUGGGUUUAAUGUGCUUGGCCUUCCUUACUGGAAUCAACAGAGUAGCAGAGUAUCGAAAUCACUGGUCAGAUGUAAUAGCAGGAUUUGUAAUUGGAAUAUCUAUAGCAGUAUUUUUGGUUGUUUGUGUGGUAAAUAACUUCAGAGGACGUCAGCCAGAACAUCAACAUUCUCAUCUGGAUAAUCUGACCCAGAUGCCCAUGAUCAGCAUACCCAGAGUAGAAAGCCCUUUAGAAAAGGUGUUACAGAAUCGAGGCAUUAGUCACAGUCAAGAAGAUGCUUUGCAAGGAGCCUCCCUCAAAGCACGCAUCCUUGGGCUCUUCUCGUGGCUGUCGGGGCCGGAGCGCCGCGAGCCCCUUGCUCCAAGGCAAUAACAACCACAUCACGGCCUUUGCAGAAGUCACAUGAUGUUGAUGCUGAUGUAUAUUCACUCCACUGGACUUCAUCUCUUUUCACAGCCCACACAUGAUAUUUGCAGUGUAUCAAAAAUAAGAAAUUUUUAGAAGUCCUAUUUCUGACUUGAUUUUUACAUCACUAAAAUGAUACCAACAUUUUGAAGAAUUCUUAAAUAUUAGAACGUCACUUUACUUUCUAGCAAAAAUAUUAACUGUUUACUUUUAUGAUGGAAUGGGACAAACUGAGCACUAAUUAUCUGACAUUACCCACUAUUUUGGCUUCUCAUUGUUUUCAAUGGUUCAUGUACCUAUUCCAACAGUACUUUGUAUUUUGAUUUACCUUUGAUUUUUAAAAUCUACAUUUUUAAUUCAGCAUGAACUUGUUUCCAUUUGAGGCAAUUUCAGUGUAUAAAAACUAGACAAAUCUUAUGUUCUGUAUGAAAAUGCUGUUUGCACAUUGUAUUACGCUGUAUUCCAUGUAAGAUAUCAUUCAAACAGUAUGUUAUAUGUAAGACUGGUGCUUCUGCUUUUGAAGAGAAAAAAAUGCCAAUUUUUACUGUUAUAAGUAUUGUAUCAUAAUUAAAAGUUUAUUUAUUUGGAUAUUUUCCUGACAUAAUUGUAGUUGAAUUGUUGUUUUGUAGUUCUUAAAUGUCUUGGAUGACAUAUAUGUAUCUAGGUUAAAAGAAGUGAGAAUAAUUUAGCGAGUUUGAUCUUUGAUAUAUUCUUUAUUACUAAUGAUAUCCCAUGAAAGGUUAAGGGCUCUGUUCUUAGCUUAGCAUAUGUGGUGGGAAGCUGUGCUAUUCAUAAAUCAUUUAAACAAAUUACUCAAGGCAGCCUGCAUCUUCUCAUGAUUGUUGUACUCCCUGAUACUAUGCUGGGAGAAUGGGUGCUAAGAUAAGAAGAGGGUCACCAGCUUAGUGAGAAAAGUUCAACUGAGUUUCCACUCUCCAUUUUCAUGGAAAACUCAUGGAAAAACCAAAAUGGCUCAAUUAAUUUUUUUUCAGCCUAAGUGACCAGGACAGGCAGACUUUCUUUCUACAAAGCUUUUUAUCUCUGUGUUUGAGGCUCAUAUUCUUUAAAAAAAAAAGAAAAAAAAAUCGUCUGCGAGCCUGCAUGGUGUUGACAAACUGAUUUUUCUUCAACAUCAGCCAAUGUCACCAUAUCUCUGUUAUUGCUCUGAAUAUUCAGAUUAAGCCUCCCAUUUGGAAGAUUCUUGCUGAGUAUUCAUGGUGAAGUUGUCCUAUAAAAAUUGAGCACCAAAUGGAUCUGAAUAUUGUAAAUACUGAAGACAUUCUUAACAGUGCCAGACAGUGUACCUCUGGCAAGAGCUGAUAAAAUGCUAGCACUAUACAACUAUUGAGAAUACUAUUGGUCAGUGCAGGCUGUUGAGCAUUUUAGGCCUUAAAUUUUCCAGAGUUCAGUGUAUUUCCUGUGCAUUAAUCAUUGUUAGAGUAUGUUUGAAACACAAGGAUGUAGAAUCAGGUAUAUUUUUUCUACGAUGAAUUUUAAUGCAUUCUCACAUAGUCGUCAGGUAAUGCCUGCUUUUACUUCAUGUUUUAACCUCUGCUUUCACUAAAAUACAACUACCUAAAGAGUGCUUGGCAAACAGGGCAAGGCCAAGUCAUCUCUGAGUGCAAUAGAGCAUAUGCCACAAAGUCAUUGUGCUAAGCUGAGAAUUAAGAGAUUGAAGAAAUAUGUUUGUGGGGAAAAAAGACCUAGAAUAGAGUCCUUAGCUACAGCUAGGUUACUUAGGUGAUUGAAAAUCCACCUUUAUUAGACUAUCAACUGUGUUUACAAAAUUGUAGUAGAUCCAAAGUUUGUAUCACCGUGUUAAACUCACUUACCCUGCUCUUAGUCUAGCUAGUUAGGUUCCAAGGUACUAAUGAUUUCUGUGUGUGCAGAUUUAAAUGAAAUGUUCACUCAUUUUUGCAUGGUAGCAAAUCUGCAUUUUUUAUAUCUGAUUUAUAAGAUUACCAAGAGAUUCUUUUAUGUUAAAAGAGAUUACUCUUUUUCAGUGUACUGUAUAUCAUCAGCUUGUAACUGGUCUCUUUCUCAGGAUCUUUCCCAGUCAAAUAUUUGGGUUAAAAUUAUCAUACUAUCUCUGUGAACCAGCAGCGAGAAAACAAAAAGAGAGACACUCUGCUGUAUAAUGUAUUUUUAAAUAAAAUAAUUUUUCAUUCA